Messenger RNA from Rodentolepis nana, 1761 nucleotides. Lineage: Eukaryota; Metazoa; Platyhelminthes; Cestoda; Cyclophyllidea; Hymenolepididae. The record is from the annotation of a GenBank genome assembly.
AUGCAGGAUUUGAUGUCAGAAAACGACUCCCUGGAAAAGUCCCUUGAAAUGAUGUCUACGCCUCAAAUUGAAAUUCGUGAUGAUUCUUCCUCAUUGAAUGCCUCAAACAGCAUGACGACCACUACUCGAAGUGGAAGUAUCUUCUCCUCCCUCAAGAUUUCAAAAAGUCUACUUAACCCUGGAGCAUUUUCACGAAUUUCUCGAAUGAAUUCAAUCGGCAAUGAUUCACAAAUUAGCCCACUGUUAUCAGUUACAAUUACAAAUCCAGUUCCUUUACCCGCCGCUCAACAAUCAACAUUAACACAGAAGCACUUGGUGGAUUCAACACCCAUCUCUGAUGAGAAGCCCCUCUCGAUGUUGACAGAUCCCAUGGAAAUAAACUUAAGAGAUAUUUUGAUCAACCUCCAACAUUUUAUAAUUCAACCCUAUAUCACUCUACUAAAUGCACAACCGAAUGAAAGACAGAUGCAUCGGGCCUUAAGGGAUCUUUGCCGUCUUAUUCGGCCAGAUAUCACUUCUUCGUCACAUUCUUCUAGCUCUGGAGGAAGCACUGAAGUCAAUCCAAAGGUAGAAAUCUACCGAAUGUGUGGAUUUAAUAAUCCACAUAAACCGGAUGAUGAUUUCAAAAUCCCACCUAAAAUGCUGAGCGUAAUUUGCCUUUCCUCUUUGGUAAACCAUCGAGGAGAUUUAAUUCAUAGAAUUUUGGAGACUCAGAGCACACCUGGCAAUUAUCGUUCGAGUUCUUCUGCAGUUAUCACUUGGCUAGAGGCAGACAAAGUUGGAGGUCGUCCAAAUUUCCCUCUAAUGCCUGCUCUGAGAGCCGUCGCUCUAGUUUUGUGCCAAGUUCUUGAUAUUAAUGAAAAAUCCAGUGUCGAAGAUGAACAACUUAAUACUCUACUGUUUCAAAGUUCACCGAAAGCCGAUUCUGUCUUCUUGGAAUUGUUCCUUCACUGUUUUGAUGCCUUCUAUGAUAUUUGGUUCGCAGUCAACGCGGAGCCUUGUGAUUUGGAUAGGGUCUCAAGGGCACUGAGCACCAGCUUGAGUAACGCGAUUUCCAUUUGUCCCAACACAUUUGACGAGUUUGCCCGAAUAUUAGUGAACUUCACCCUGGAUUCAAUUCAAAAAUCCUGGAAGAUGCGAGAUGAGGAAAGAGAGAAGAAUCAUUUGGCUGUCCAAGAAUUACAUCGAGAUCUAGUGAAACGGCAUACUGAGACUGUCACCAAGCAACGUCUCUACACAAUGAGUCAUGGACAACCACUGAUUUACACGAAAUUCACUAAAAAAGAAGUUCAACGACUCUACGUUUCUCUCUCGGCUGACCAAAAUCUCCUACUUGUUCGUGAUCCUCAAAAUCGUGUUGUCGAUAUUUGGCCAUUGUCAUCAAUUCUCUCGGUAUCAUCUCAUGUUGAAAACAAGAAAAAUAAGAACCGUGAAUGGUUUGUGGAUUUAAUGAUCGACACGGAACAAGCUACAGACCAAGAUGCUGACAGUCUUACUCGAGCAUCAUCCGCCAAACAACAGAUCAAACACAAUCAAAUUGUCCUCAGUGCUCCUAGUGAGUACAUUCAAACAUCUUGGAUCGAUGGUUUCAGCUGUCUACGGAAAGAGAAGUUUACCAGUGCCUCAUUUGCUGAUGACGUAAAUUUAAUAUCAAAUCUUGAACUUCGGAUCCGCCUAUUUGGCUUGAAUUUGGAAAGUGUUCCUUCAAAGGCAAUUGAGCGACCGCCUUCCUAUCCUGAUCUCACUGGAAUUUCAUUUUGA